This is a messenger RNA of Anguilla anguilla (European eel), 6371 nucleotides long. RefSeq names its product PTPRF interacting protein alpha 1 (gene ppfia1). NCBI's taxonomy places the organism in Eukaryota, Metazoa, Chordata, Actinopteri, Anguilliformes, Anguillidae. Gene Ontology annotation, molecular function: protein binding. Bases 1090 to 4893 code for a protein of 1267 amino acids. Gene Ontology annotation, biological process: synapse organization. The transcript has 34 exons. The record is from RefSeq and is a predicted model, not a curated record. Gene Ontology annotation, cellular component: presynaptic active zone.
ACGCACUGAUUUAUCGGGAGAGAAGGAAACAGUAGACAACGGAGAGGAGGACACGAAGCUCACGGAAAGGAAUCGAAACUGUCCUGGCGGAACUGGGUUAUCUAAAUCCGGAUUUUCAAACGUAAUACUUAGAGGAACUGGAUUCAUAGUUGCCCAGCUCGUAAAAUUAAUUGGAAUUAAUUAUUUCUGCCGGGUAUAAACGCGUUUAAAGCAAGGAGUUUAAAGUUCCCCGGUCUCCUGAAGUCCACUACCCUUCUGUAACCGCUAGGCUGGUGGUGACGCGGCUCAACCGAGAAAUCCAUAACAUACAACGGAGAACCAAGCAAGAGGAAAUACUGUUCGGGGAUCAAGUUUUUUCUACCAUUGUCAUUGAAAAUGUGUCUUUGACCGCGAACGGUGGAUUACUGGCCCAUUUCGGUGGUAGUCUAACAAGAAUAUUUAACUUUUUGACGCUUGGUAGCUAGUAGUAGUAGCAGGCUAAACAUCCCCAUAGCUAACGUUAACGAAUUAGCUAGCGGCUGGCUAUCGUUACAUCAGUUAGCUAGGUAGCAAUCUACACUUUGCCUUUUUAUCUGUGGAAUAUUUUAUCACAUACAUAGCUAGUAAGUUUGCAAACAACCUCUUUAAUUUUGGCAGUAUGCGUGGUUGUGUUUCUUGCGGAAAACGAGCUAACUGGUGUUUUCAUAAAACGUUGUAACGUUAGCUAGCUUAAUGUUUUUAUCCUUAGGAAUAUCUGGAGAACUAGCUAGCUAGCUGGACAGCUAGCGAAUGUUAGUUAGCAUUAGCCAGAACUCUCGGGAUAUCCUCCGCUGUGCGUUGAUGGUGCGGCCUUUGGAUUUUUUCUUCAUUCUGGACCAUUUUUUUGUGUUGUAUUUGAUCUAUUUUUGUGGAUUAUAUAUUUUUGGAUGGCCUGGAGAACACAUGACUGCACUUUAAACAUUUUGUACCGUCGCAUUUCGCUUGCUUGCUUGCAGGCUCUAACCACAAACCUAGUUAACUAGCUAGCUAGCUAAAUAGUUUGCUGGCUAACGACACAGAAGGAAAAGGACUUCACAUAGGCAAAUAACAUAUUUCCUCUCACCCUACAAGAUGAUGUGCGAGGUGAUGCCCACGAUUAGCGAGGCGGAGAUCCCGCCGGGCGGCGCCGGAGGGCGGGGCUCGACGUCGCCGCUGCAGUCGGACUCGGACGGGCACUUUGAGUCGCUGAUGGUGUCCAUGCUGGAGGAGCGGGACCGGCUGCUGGACACGCUGCGGGAGACCCAGGAGAACCUGGGCCUGACCCAGGGCAAGCUGCACGAGGUCAGCCACGAGAGGGAUGCCCUCCAGAGGCAGCUCAACACCGCGCUGCCCCAGGAGUUCGCGGCGCUCACCAAGGAGGUGAACAUGUGCAGGGAGCAGCUGCUGGAGCGGGAGGAGGAGAUCUCCGAGCUGAAGGCCGAGCGGAACAACACGCGGCUGCUCCUGGAGCACCUGGAGUGCCUGGUCUCUCGACACGAGCGCUCGCUGCGCAUGACGGUGGUGAAGCGGCAGGCCCAGUCCCCCGCCGGCGUGUCCAGCGAGGUGGAAGUCCUCAAGGCCCUCAAGUCUCUAUUCGAGCACCACAAAGCCCUGGACGAGAAGGUAAGGGAGAGACUGCGGAUCGCCCUGGAACGGUGCAGCGCACUAGAAGAGCAGCUCACGUCUUCUCAGAAAGAGCUGGUUUAUCUGAGGGAGCAGAACAUCUCUAAGAAGCUGUUGGUUGAUGGAGCGGUAGAAAUCAACCAUGAUGGGGAGAAUACUCCGAGCACCAAUGGCAAGCGGUCCUCGGACGGGUCUCUGAGCCACGAGGAGGACGUGGCCAAAGCCCUGGAGCUGCAGGAGGUGAUUGACAGGCAGAGCCGGGACCUGUGUCAAAUGAAGGAGAGGCUGGCCGCACUCUCGGGCCGGGUAGCCGAGCUGGAGGAGGACCUGGACACUGCCCGCAAAGACCUCAUAAAGUCUGAGGACAUGAACACCCGGUUGCAGAGGGACAUCCGUGAGUCCAUGGCCCAGAAGGAAGACAUGGAGGAGAGGAUCACCACGCUGGAGAAACGCUACCUCGCCGCGCAGCGCGAAGCCACGUCCGUGCACGAUCUCAACGACAAGCUCGAGACCGAGAUCGCCAACAAAGAGUCCAUGUACAGGCAGACUGAAGAUAAGAACAGGCAGCUACAGGAGAGGCUGGAGUUGGCCGAGCAGAAGCUGCAGCAGACCAUGAGGAAGGCGGAGACCCUGCCCGAGGUGGAGGCCGAGCUGGCCCAGCGGGUGGCGGCGCUCACCAAGCCAGACCGCUCACUGUGUGCUGACUCCAGCCUUAAGGAGGCUGUGUCGCAGAGGAAGGCCGAGGAGAGGCACGGGAACGUGGAGGAGCACCUGAGGCAGCUGGAGGCCCACCUGGAGGAGAAGAACCAGGAGCUGCUGAGGGCGCGGCAGCGGGAGAAGAUGAACGAGGAGCACAACAAGCGGCUGUCGGAGACGGUGGACAAACUGCUGUCCGAGUCCAACGAGAGGCUGCAGCUCCACCUGAAGGAGAGGAUGUCCGCUUUGGAGGAGAAGAAUUCCCUCAUCCGAGAACUGGAACACACGAAGAAGCUGAUUGAAGAAGCGCACCAUGAGAAGGAGCAGCUCCUCAUCGAGAUGGAGACGGUGCGGGCGGAGAGCGAGCACGGCAGGAACAGGAGCAACUCCCUGCUGCAGCACGGGCGCUCCCCCCUGGGCAGCACCCCGGACUUCCGGUACCCGGUCUCGGCCUCGUCCAUGAUGGAGAACCACGCGGACAUCUACAACAGCGCCCUGGUGCUGCGGCGGCCGCAGAAGGGCCGCGUGGCCGCGCUCAGGGACGAGCCCUCCAAGGGACACCAGAAACAUGUACAGACGCUGAACGAGCAGGAGUGGGAGCGCGUGCAGCAGGCCAACGUGCUGGCCAACGUGGCCCACGCCUUCGAGAGCGACGUGGACAUCUCGGACAUUGAGGACGACCGCGAGACCAUCUUCAGCUCGGCGGACCUGCUCUCCCCCGCCGGCCAGGCCGACGCCCAGACGCUCGCCAUGAUGCUGCAGGAACAGCUGGACGCCAUCAACACCGAGAUCAGGAUGAUCCAGGAGGAGAAGGACAGCGCGGCGCAGCGGGCGGAGGAGCUGGAGAGCCGCGUGGGCGGCGGGGACUCCCUGGGGGGGCACUUCCGCUCGCUGGGCUCCCUCCCCCCGCCCUUCGCCGGCUCCUCCCUGGCCGGCUCCUCGCCCCCCGGCUCCGGAACCUCCACGCCCCGGCGGGCGAACCGCAGCCCCAGCCGCGAGGUGGACCGCAUGGGCGUCAUGACCCUGCCUAGUGACUUACGGAAACACCGCAGGAAGUCUGCGCAGGAUGACAAAGCUACAAUAAAGUGUGAGACGUCGCCUCCUUCAACCCCGCGCACCAUGAGACUCAACAAGGGAGCCGUUCACGCCGCCAGCCACGAAGACAUCCGGGAUAUCAGGAGCUCUGGCGGCUUUCAGGACGGCCAGGGCAGCAACCCCAGCAGCAGCAACAGCAGCCAGGACUCGCUCAACAAGGCCGCCAAGAAGAAGGGCAUCAAGUCCUCCAUCGGGCGCCUCUUCGGAAAGAAGGAGAAGGGCCGGCCCGGCCCCCCCGGCAAGGAGUCCCCCAGCCAAGCAGGUACCCCUGAAGCUGAGAACUCUGCCCAGGAUGCCUUAGGACUUGGCAAACUGGGAGGCCAGGGGGAGAAGAACAGGAAACUGCAGAAAAAUCCCAAAAGCGGGCACGAGCUCCUGGACGAGGCGCGGAGGCUGGGCCUGCCCUUCGCUCAGUGGGACGGGCCCACAGUGGUGGUAUGGCUGGAGCUGUGGGUGGGCAUGCCCGCCUGGUACGUGGCGGCCUGCCGGGCCAACGUGAAGAGCGGCGCCAUCAUGUCGGCGCUGUCCGACACGGAGAUCCAGCGGGAGAUCGGCAUCAGCAACCCGCUGCACCGGCUCAAGCUGCGCCUGGCCAUCCAGGAGAUCAUGUCCCUGACCAGCCCCUCGGCCCCGCCCACCUCCCGCACGUCCACGGGCAAUGUGUGGGUCACGCACGAAGAGAUGGAGAGCCUCGCGGCCACGCCUCAGACGGAGGAUGAGGAGGGUAGCUGGGCCCAGACGCUGGCGUACGGCGACAUGAACCACGAGUGGAUCGGCAACGAGUGGCUGCCCAGCCUGGGCCUCCCGCAGUACCGUAGCUACUUCAUGGAGUGCCUGGUGGACGCCCGCAUGCUCGACCACCUGACCAAGAAGGACCUGCGCGGCCAGCUCAAAAUGGUGGACAGCUUCCACAGAAAUAGUUUCCAGUGUGGUGUGAUGUGUCUACGGCGGCUAAACUACGACAGGAAAGAGCUGGAAAGACGGCGAGAACAAUCCCAAAUGGAAAUGCAAGAUGUGUUGGUGUGGAGCAAUGAGCGGGUGAUAAACUGGGUGCAGUCCAUCGGACUGAAGGAGUACGCCAACCACCUGCUGGAGAGCGGGGUGCACGGAGCCCUGCUGGCCCUGGACGAGACCUUCGACCACAACGCGGUCGCCCUGCUGCUGCAGAUCCCCACUCAGAACAUUCAGGCACGGGCAACCCUGGAGAGGGAGUAUAACAGCCUCCUGGCCCUCGGCACCGAGAGAAGAAUGGAGGAGGAUGACGACAAGAACUUCAGGAGGGCUCCUUCCUGGCGGAAGAAGUUUCGACCCAAAGACAUGAGAGGGAUGACUCCAGGCUCCACGGAGACGCUUCCCGCCAACUUCAGGGUCACAAACACCAUGUCCUCACCAUCUAUGCAGCCAAAGAAGAUGCAGAUGGACGGAGGGGUGUCUGGUACGCAAAGGCUGGACUCCGCUACAGUCAGGACUUACUCCUGUUAGCCCUCCUCUCGUCUACCCCCACUACUUCUAUAGGUGAUUAUGCACCACACAUCCAGCUGAAGAUAUCAACAUUCACUGAAUCAGGAUGGAAUCUUGGCCAUUUGAGGACACUAAAUAUUUAAUUACAGAGAAUAAUAUCGCUGAUCUCCUCAGUACCGUAGAGAAGAUAUUUUAGAUUAUUGUAUGUUUAUUAUAUUUAUGAACGUAUGGGACAUUUCAUUUAUAUAGACUUAAUAUGUAUCGUUUGCCUGUUUUUUUUCCAUUCUGAAUCUUUGUUUCCUCCUUGCAACUUUUCCUGUGCCCUUAUCAAAUGCAAAACACUAUCAGAUGUAAAUGAAUGUAUUACACAUCUGAAGUUUGUAUAUUUAUCUACGAGCAUUAAUCUUUUUUAUACUGCAGAUCUUGUAUUGACCACAGAGAUGUCUGUUUUUAAUAAUGGAAUUUAAUCUAAAGUGACUGCUUUAACACAAACUUUAAAAUCUUUCAGAUUUAUACUUCAUUAUAUAGCUUUUGAUUUUUAGAGUUCGGCUUGAAGGUCAAUAGUAAUUUCUGUAUUCCAGCAUACCGGCACAUUUCUUUAAGUGACAUUGUUUAACAUCGCACUUGAGCGUGCUGGAGACAUUGAGGGUCACGGUCGUGAUAGAAAUGGAGCAUACUCACGGGUUACCGUUUCCCCCAAUGUUCAACACAAACCUCUACAUAUCUUUAAAAAAAAAUUGUGAUACCAAAAGGAAACUUUCAGGAAGCCAUAAGCACUACGAAGGCGGAGACUUGUUUCGGGUGAAUUGAUUGGCUGCCAGGUACUCUGACAAUAAACGCUCUGGCGACCGUAGGAGCCAGAGCACUGCAUUUCUCCCCCUUCCUUUGUUGGAAAUGCUUGCGGCUAGCUGCUAACGCCGUGGCUUUGUUAAAGGACCAAUUCCACUGUGGCCUCAUUUCCUAUGGUGAGUCUGAAGACAGCAGCACAAUUCCUUCAAGAACCUUUGAACACAUUGUAUUACGUCUUUUAAUUAAGCCUUAUUUUUAUUGUUUGUUUUAUUUAUUCUGUGUUGUCUGUCAGUAUUUGUAUAGCAGUUGCCAUUUAUUCAUAUCCAUAUUGUGAUUUCUGGUGCAUUUCUGAAUAUGUUGCUCCAUUGAUAUCAAACACAGGUUUCUCAGUAUUUAUAUGGGUUUAUAAUGUUGAGAAACCUAAGACUCAUGUAAGCUUGGAAGUGGUUUUCUUGCGCGUACAAUAGCCCUUAAUUUCUUUGUGAUUUAGAUAUUUUCGUUGUGGAAACCCGGAUCAUAUCGCUGUCUUUUUGUAACUGUCUUUAGUUUAUCAUUUUAAAUUUCAUGAACUUGUAACAGAAAUUAUGUACAUUUGAACUGUUUAUCACAGUAUUAUUUAUUGCUGACUUUCAAUAAAAUACUGAACUUGUUUUCCACUGCCAAUAAAAAGACUAAGUCUUGGUUUAAAUAAAAUGAAAAAAAAAACUGAA